AUGACUCAUUAUACAUUGCUGCAAUCUGAGGGUCUUCUAUUAUUUAAAGCCCAGGAGUUAGUUAUAUACCCCCGAUAUCCGUCAGUCUUUAUAGAGGUUUUAUGGUAUGAUACGAAGAACCUACUCAGCUACCCGCUGGGGUUGCCAUACACAUCCCGCCCCUUGGGUAUUAUUCAACUCACGAAAAGUUAUGCAAGAUUGGGACUGUUUGAUUGCUGUUCUCCCAGAAGGUUCAAUAGCUACCCUCCUAUCCCCAGGGACUUGGUGCAAUGCACGUUGCCGGAAUUGGGCGCCUAUGAAAGCAAUUCGGCGGCAGAAUACUCAAAUAUCUACAGUUAUCUAAACGAUUCUUAUGGGGAAGACGCCGAUGCAAGCCAGAAUGAGGUUCUUGGGGAUUUAGCGGCCAAUUCUAAAAGGCAUUUUCAGUGGUGA
Trichophyton rubrum CBS 118892 is the source of this 432-nucleotide messenger RNA. RefSeq lists its product as uncharacterized. The transcript has a single exon. The coding region runs from base 1 to 432 and encodes 143 amino acids. The record is from RefSeq and is a predicted model, not a curated record. NCBI's taxonomy places the organism in Eukaryota, Fungi, Ascomycota, Eurotiomycetes, Onygenales, Arthrodermataceae.